CUGACGACUGUGGACAUGACAAGAUCCAUCAAAUGUCAAAUGAAAAUUUUCUUUGUAAAAUAGUACUAAAAUUCAUUCACAAAAAUAUUAUUAUUAAUUGUUGUAAAUGUAAAAGCUGCUGUUCCUAAUGAUUUUACAGAUUAUAUUGAAUAAUAUGCAAUAAGGAAACUCGCAAAGUGCUGGAAAUAUAUAAGUAUUGACUUGACAGUGACGUAUUUAUUCUAGAAAGGAUCUCUCAGUUUACAUUUUUAGAGCAGAUUUGAUAUUAACCAAGCCACAAGAUGGCGGUUAAGCAGAAAGUGGUAGAGUGUGCCACACCCACAAAGGAGGCAAGAUUACAAAUAAUACUUCGGGCACUACAAGGACUUUCAGCAAAUGAUGGACUUCAAGAUAAGUUUUGUGCACAAGUAGUAAGGAGCUUAGGCACUGUUCCCAUCCCAUCAGAUCCUGGUAGUUAUAUGAAAUUUGUUGAAGAUAUCAAAAAAGUACAAAACAUCCUGUCGAAAGAGUGUUCAGAACACGUAUUCAUUGCUUUAAAAGCACUACUUGAUGAAAUUUCAAAUCCAGAUCCACAAAAGCAAUUAUCUCCCGCUAUGUCUAUAGUACUUCAACUAAUAGAUGAGGCAACUAUACCUAAUGCUGUAAAGUACAUAUUAAACUGUGGCUAUCCAGAACAACAUCUUGAAAAAGCUUUCUUCACCUUGUCCAUCUGGUUGACGCAAUGUUUUUGGGUAGAAAAUUUAGGCCCUCUUGUUCUUGCUUUCAUGAAGGGACUAGAAGCAGAGCACCACUAUGAAAUUCUAAUUGAAGUUACUCUGGUGACUAUAGAACCUCUUUUUAAAUUAGUCAUGUUUCCCAAGAUCAGAAAGAGUGUGGGGCCGGUUGUUCUUUACAUGUUAUCCAGAAACCAGCACAACAAUCCACAAAUAUUUCAUAAGACUAUACCAUUGGCUAAAACCGUUUGUGACAAGUUAGACAAAGAAAGAAGUGAUUCCAGUUUAAGGUUUCUUCAAGAAAUUGUUCAGUUAUUCAUAGCGUUAAUGGAAGCAUUUCCAGGAUAUCCAGAACUGUACCAACCUUUAAAUGAAGUCAUACAGCCCUUCUGUAUAUCUACAGACUACAAACCACCUCUACACUAUAAAUCUUGGACUGCUGGGAUAGUGUCACCUACGGUAGAUAAAUUUGUAGUGGAAAAAGUAGGAUUAAAUAAUCUAGGAAACACAUGCUACAUGAACAGUGUACUACAGGCUCUGUUUAUAACGAAAACAUUUAGGAAUGAAGUACUACUUAACAAUAAAGCUAUUUCACAGUUAUUUUCAAAGUUACAAACCUUGUUUGUGCUCUUGCAAUUUUCUAAAAGAAAUUCCCUCUCUCCAAAUGAUAUUUUACACUUGUCGCGGCCGCCGGGAUUUUUACUAGGACACCAGCAUGAUAGUUCAGAGUUUUUAGGAUAUUUAUUGGAUACACUUCAUGAGCAAGAAAAGAACUUCACAAAUUCUCUUGAAAACAACUCUGCAGACGAAGGUGCCACUGCUGUACUACCAACAGUUGUUCAGCAAUCCUUCGGUGGUAGAACAAUGACAGUAUCAAGAUGCGGAGAAUGUACCACAACUAGUGAAAGAGUUGACGAUUUUAGAGAACUGCAGCUUUCUUUUCCGAAUCAUUCUGAUAAUCAGUCAGUACAGACUUUGUUGGAUUAUUAUCUGCAACCUGAAAUAUUGAGCGGCGAUAAUCAGUACCACUGUGAUAUAUGUAGUAGACUGACGGAUGGUGAAAAAAUUACACGAAUUGUUGAAGCACCCCCGAGAUUAAUAUUUACACUUAAGCACUUCAGAUACGAUCCUACGUCACACCAGCGUACAAAGCUGCUUCAGACUGUCGUAUUAGAUGACUACCUAACGAUUGAUACAUAUCGUUAUGAAUUAUACGCAGCAGUGGUACAUUGUGGCUCCAGCGUAGAUUCAGGACACUAUUACACUCUAGCCAAAGAUAAGGCUCAGUGGUACAAAUUUAACGAUAGUUUCGUAAGUAGAGCGACGACGGAUGAUUUAAAAAGGCUUAAACCACCGGAAACAGCAUACAUUCUUUUCUAUAGUCGGGAGGACAUCAAAGAACCAGAAAAUCUCCCACCAACAAUACUUCCUACUAGCCUACAAAUAGUCCUAACUAAAGAUCAGUCCGAGUUCGAAGCGGAAAAGAAUCAACAAACUGGAAAAUCAUUUAAUUUUCGACAUAAUAGAAACGAUGAACCGCCCCCUCCGAAUUGCGGUGGUGGGGGAUUCAGUACUUCGGGUAACAUGUUGGUGUGCUAGCUAUUUAAAUGAAGUCGUUGUAAAUAAAGGGAUGCUUAUUAAUAGGUAUUGUGUUAAUACGAUUAUUAAUGAUAAACAGAUCUAGCUUAUUAUAUAUAUCUAUAUUUAUUGAAUGAAUUUUAGUUUUCUUGAGUUUGCUACUUGUUUUCUGUUAUCUACAUCAUACUUGUACCAUAAAUACAAAUAAAAUUGUAAUUUUAAUGUUCUUUAAGAUAUUCAGUGUAUUUUUGUUAAUAAUAAUUCAACACUUUGUUUUUAUUAACAUUAUUAUGUGUAAAUAUAUAUAUCACAAGAAAUAUAUAAAAAUUUGGUUAGUUUACUACUUAAAUAGCACUUUCACUUUUAACAGGUUACAUAAAAAGAUUAUCUGUGAUUUUUGCUGUAUUAUUCAGAUACUUCAAACUAUAAUAAAAGUUUUGUAACUUCUGUCGAAAUGAAAGAAA
Molecule: messenger RNA, 2755 nt
Organism: Diabrotica virgifera virgifera (western corn rootworm)
Lineage: Eukaryota; Metazoa; Arthropoda; Insecta; Coleoptera; Chrysomelidae
Gene: DUBAI
Product: ubiquitin carboxyl-terminal hydrolase 38
Exons: 5
Coding region: 282-2312 (676 amino acids)
Biological process (GO): protein deubiquitination
Cellular component (GO): nucleus; cytosol
Molecular function (GO): cysteine-type deubiquitinase activity; cysteine-type endopeptidase activity
Source: RefSeq, a predicted model, not a curated record